AUGCUGACUGCUGUCCUAGGACUGUUGAUGCUGGUAGCAGUGGCUGAAUUUCUCAUUGGCCUGGUUGGAAAUGGAGUCCUCGUGGUCUGGAGUUUUGGAAAAUAGCUUAGAAAAUUCAAGGGGUCCUCAUAUAACCUCAUUGUCCUGGGCCGCUGUCGAUUUCUUCGGCAGUGGUUGAUUAUGGACUUAAGUCUGUUUCCACUUUUCCAGAGCAGCCAUUGGCUUUGCUAUCUCAAUGUCUUCUGGGUCUUAGGAAGCCAGACCAGUCUGUGGUUUGCCACUUCGCUCAGUGUCUUCUACUGCAGGAAGAUCAUGACCUUUGAACACCCUGUGUACCUGUGGCUGAAGCAGAGGGCCUGUUGCCUGAGUCACUGGUGCCUUCUGGUCUACUUCCUGAUCAGUGUGUUACUUACAGUCCAGGGUAGCUUAGAGUUCUCCGAUCCUUCCCAAGGGAACAGCAGCAUUUUAUACCCCCCUUCAAACUGGCACCGUCUGUAUAUAGUAUGGCUCAACACAGGAAGUAUAAUGCCUUUCAUGGUGUUGCUUAUUUCCUCUGGGAUGCUGAUUGUCUCUUUGUGUAGACACCACAGGAAGAUGAAAGUCCACACAGCCGGCAGGAGAGGUGUUCAGGCCAAGGCUCACAUCACUGUCCUGAAGUCCUUGGGCUGUUUCCCUAUACUUUACAUAGUUUACAUCCUGGCCAGCCCCUUCUCCAUCACCUCCAAGUCUUUUCCUGCUGAUCUCACCGCUCUCUUCAUCUCUCAGACACUCAUGGCUGCCUACCCUUCUCUUCAUUCUGUCGUAUUGAUCAUGGGGAAUCCCAGGACGAAGCAGACUUGUCAGAGAAUCCUGUGGAAGACAGUAUAUACUUGGAGGGAAAGGAGUGGUCAGGAGACUGUUUUGAGACACUUUUUUGAUAGCUCUCCAAAAGGGGGCUGA
Messenger RNA from Kogia breviceps (pygmy sperm whale), 939 nucleotides. RefSeq names its product taste 2 receptor member 5 (gene TAS2R5). Gene Ontology annotation, molecular function: bitter taste receptor activity; G protein-coupled receptor activity. Gene Ontology annotation, biological process: sensory perception of taste; G protein-coupled receptor signaling pathway; detection of chemical stimulus involved in sensory perception of bitter taste. The record is from RefSeq and is a predicted model, not a curated record. NCBI's taxonomy places the organism in Eukaryota, Metazoa, Chordata, Mammalia, Artiodactyla, Physeteridae. Gene Ontology annotation, cellular component: membrane.